Naegleria gruberi is the source of this 3373-nucleotide messenger RNA. RefSeq names its product PAS domain-containing guanylate cyclase. Gene Ontology annotation, biological process: intracellular signal transduction; cyclic nucleotide biosynthetic process. The coding region runs from base 1 to 3369 and encodes 1122 amino acids. The transcript has 2 exons. NCBI's taxonomy places the organism in Eukaryota, Heterolobosea, Eutetramitea, Acrasida, Naegleriidae. The record is from RefSeq and is a predicted model, not a curated record. Gene Ontology annotation, molecular function: phosphorus-oxygen lyase activity.
AUGACACCAAAGUAUGCAAAUUUUGUUUCUUCGUAUUCAUUGUGCCAAAAGAAGAAGGAAAUUGAGGCGUAUCUUUGUGAAGAUGAUUCCAAGUCAGAACUGGUAUUAAUACUGUCUAAAAUUCGGAGAAAAACCGAAGAACUUUAUGCUCUUCAUAAGGAUUUUUGGAAAGAGUUUCUGAAAGAAAGUAUUAUUAUGGAAAAAAUUGAAAGAGUCAUUUUUAGAAGCUCCAAGCUAGUUGCCGAGUGUGACUGUAUAUUUAACAACCUUGUUCCUUUUUAUAGUCAAGACAAAACAGCACUAAGAAUAUAUGCACAAUAUUUGGUAUCAUUUAAAGCAAAUCCAGAAUUAUCAAAUGAGAAUUUUAACAAAGCAAACUUACUCGAAGAAAAUGAAUGCAACAGAUCCACUAAAAAAGCUGAAGGUGAAUCUUCUGUGUCUGAAAUUACCACUGAUGGGAGAGAAAAUGAGGAGCAAACGUUAGAAGAAUUUGAAACACUGGAUCCACAAACAAGAAAGAUGAUUUAUAGCAAUGCUCUUGCAACUCCAACACGCCGAACUGUUUUUAUCAUACUAUUUGUUGGCUUUUGCAUACUGUUCUUGGUUGCUCUCAUCACUCCAUUCUUGCUGUCACUGAUUUAUUCCAAUCAAGCAACAAGCAAUUUGCUACAUUCUAAGGAGGCAUGUGCCACAAUACCCUGUGUCACUAACUUAUUACUUUCAGGAAGAGGGUAUCAGAUUAUUGACCACUGGAUGCAAUCAAAUAUCACCAUCGAACAUAAUUGGACGAAUGAUAUUUAUUUUGACAUGGAUAAAUACAAACAGCAUGUCGAAUAUUUCACACAAUCGAUAGUCAAUUUAGAAAACGUUGCUUUUGCCUCAAAGUUUUCACCUCAAAUCUACUCUCAAUUUACUGAUUUCCACUAUUCAUUAGUAAUUCCAACUGUAAUACCAGGAGGAGGUUUAUAUAACCUGACUGAGUCAAACAAGUACCCACUCUCUCAAAUCAAUAAGAUUUUAAAACUAUUGGCAAAUCGCUUCUUGUCAGAAACAAGUGAAGCUUUACUACAAACCUACACAUCCUUUAUGUUCAUGUUUCUUUAUAGAAAUCAAAAUACCCUUACACAGGCAUAUUCUUUAUUUUGUCAUUCUUACACACAAGUUCAUAUAGAUGAGGCAUUGAAUUCGAGGAAUGUUUUAAUCAUUUACACAGCAGCCGUGUUACCUUGCUUGUUAAUAGUGUGUGUAUUAUAUUUGAUAUAUUCAAGAUUCACUUUCUCUAGAUUGAAAAAUCAUGUCAAGCUACUGAAAGAGUGUGUCUCUAAACCAGAAGUUGGUGAAAUAUACCACACAUUAUGCGAACAACAACCACAAGAAGUGAUUACUCAUGCAGGAAAAGUAGAUCCUCUCAAACAUAAGAUAUGUUUCCCCAUUUUGAUAAUAGUAAUAUUUUUAACAGUUGGAGUGUGUACGGCAGUAUUCGUAUGUGGCUUGUUUGACAAUACCCAUUAUUCGGUUGAAUCCUUUGUAAAUGUACAAGACGUAUUUGAAACUACCAAGCAUCUGCAAAAUGUAGCAUUUUACAGUACUGAACUAUAUGCUUAUUAUAGAAAUGUUGACGAUAUACCAUUGAUAACAGAGGAUGAAGCUUUAAAUAUGACUCUUCAAUAUUAUCAAGAGGCAGCAAAUCUUCAAAGGAAUUGGGAUUGGUGUUUAUUCGGAUCAACUACAAAACCCUUUGAAUCAGUAGUUGCAGGCAUGUUUCCCGGUACAGACCACUUGAUUAAGGGCGAUCCAAAUUGUACCAUUCCAGAAACUGACACUCAUUUUAACAGCACUUGUGGCAUUGGAAUAGAUACAAUGCUAACACAUAUAUUAUUAUCAACACAAAUAUUGUUGAAACAAAAUUUAUUGGCCCAGACAAUUUUAUUUCAACCAGUGACUAUCAAGGAACAUAUUACUUCCUUACUUAAGAUUUUAUUUCUUUUUAACUUGUCAUCGAUGAAAUUGAUUGAUUUUGCAAAUAUUUUCGCUGUUGAUGCCUCUGUACCAAAUAUUAAUUAUGUGAUAGCGAGUUUUGUAAUUGGCUUUGUACUUGUCACUUGCUCGAUUUGUUCGAUGUAUUACAUUUUCCGUGAAUAUGCUAAUGCAGAACAACAAAUGAGAAUCAUGUUCGAUUACCUAUCGAUAGAUACUUUGGUGUUCAACGAGAAACUUAAAAACUUUGCAUUAUUUAAAACACUACCUAAUGAAAACCCAUCCAAAUUAUUUACCAACAAUGGUGUCACGUCAGAGCGAGAUGCAAAACUAGUGACAAUUCUUAACACAUUUGUUGAUGGUGUAAUUACAUGUAAUGAUACAAUGCUAGUGGAUAUUUUCAAUCCUUCAGCUCAAAGAAUGUUUGGUUAUCAACUCGAAGAUGUUAUUGGUAAACCUAUUAAAAUAUUCACAAGAGAACACCAAACUUUGGUUAAGAACGAAGUCGAAUCCAUCAAAAAACAAGUAACAAAAACCUGCCCUAAAGGAGAAACUUUUGAACUUGAGUGUGUCAGAAAAAAUCAAAAGACUUUCCCUGCAACAGUCAAUAUCUAUGUAACAUUCUUUGAAAACAAACACAUUACAUUAUUUUUCAUCAAAGAAUCCACCUUAGAGAAGAAGGCAAUUUUAUUACUAAACGAAGAAAAGAAGAAAUCGGAAAAUAUGCUUCUUAAUAUUCUACCUAGCUCUGUAGCUCGUCAACUUUUGGCUGGAGCAUCUCUUAUUGCGGAGAAACACCCAGAUGUCACCUGUUUCUUUAGUGAUAUGGUUGAAUUCACUGCAUUGACCUCACAAUUAACACAUACAGAGUUAGUGCAAUUACUGAAUUGUGUGGUUGAUGGAUUUGAUGGUUUGACUGACAAAUAUAAUGUGGAAAAAAUCAAAACCAUUGGUGAUUCUUACUUUUGUUGUGCAGGGUUAAACAAUGUUGACAUUAAUCAUCCAGAGAGAAUUCUUAGAUUUUCCAUUGAUUGUUUCAAUGUUAUUCGUAACUACAACAUUACUUCAAGAAAGCCUGUUGAAAAACAGAUAAAUAUUAGAAUAGGUAUACACACAGGAAGUGUAACAGCUGGAGUGAUUGGAAAGAAGAAGUUUGCAUACGAUCUUUGGGGAGACAAUAUCAACACAGCAAGUAGGAUGGAAAGCACUAGUUUACCUGGAAGAAUUCAACUGUCAAGAAAAACAUAUGAAAGAGUUUUUGAUUUAGAAUUCACAUUUGAGGAGCGUAGUAUCGCAGUAAAAGGAAAGGGAAUUCUUCAGACUUAUUUAUUGGACAAUAAGUAUCAUGUGGGAGCAAUCGUCAAGACUGAAGAAAUAAACUCCAUUAUUUGAAAUG